UAUUCAGAUUCAGAAAAUAAAAAAGGUGAUAAGAAAUUAAGCGAUGAAGAGUUAACUGAUGAUGAAUUGGAUGAAGAAUUAAACAAUGAAAAACUAAAUAAUAAAUUACCUGAUAUUGAUGAUAAUAAUAUUAAUUUGAAUAGGUUGAAUGAAUUAGAGUUUGUAGAUAUUUCUGACAAUGAUAUUGAAGAUAAAAUCUAUAAUGAAUUAAAAUUAGAA
Dentiscutata heterogama is the source of this 219-nucleotide messenger RNA. NCBI's taxonomy places the organism in Eukaryota, Fungi, Glomeromycota, Glomeromycetes, Diversisporales, Gigasporaceae. The record is from the annotation of a GenBank genome assembly.